UGGCAGCAUACAGAUGGGUGGAUUAUUGAUUCUAGAAAACAUUUGCAACGGGCCAAAUACUAAAUAGUGUGUUGAAGUGAUUUGGGCAGGACAAGCCAACUCAGACGACCUGAACGCGACAUUGGUUAUAAAUUAGUUAAGCUGCAGCAUUCGUCCGCGACAGACACACUGACAGGAGAUGUAAAUACGCGAAUUCGGGCCAGGCGCAUAGUUACUUCACUAAGCAUCCACGCAAGUUGCGUACACUCGAUAUUCACUGAAUUUACCCGCAGGGGUUUGUACGUCUUCACGCUCCUUCUGGAGGAACUUGAGCUGCUGUGAGACAAGAAAAAGAAGAUGCUGCUGCAGGUGGGAGGACGGCACUCUGCCCUGGGGCUGCUGGCCAUCAGGAGGGUGUGGAAUUUGACCCGCUGUGCCCACACCGCACCCCAGACCCUCGAGUACAAACCCAUCAAAAAGGUCAUGGUGGCCAACAGAGGUGAGAUUGCGAUCCGGGUGUUUCGGGCAUGUACAGAGCUGGGCAUCCGCACAGUGGCCGUCUACUCUGAGCAGGACACUGGACAGAUGCACAGACAGAAAGCAGACGAAGCUUAUCUCAUUGGGAAGGGGCUGCCACCUGUAGCGGCUUACCUUCAUAUACCAGACAUCAUCAAAGUGGCCAAGGCGAAUGAUGUGGAUGCCAUUCACCCCGGCUAUGGCUUUCUGUCAGAGCGAGCAGAUUUUGCCCAGGCCUGUGUGGAUGCUGGGGUGCGUUUCAUUGGUCCUACCCCAGAUGUGGUUCGCAAGAUGGGGGAUAAAGUUCAGGCCCGAGCCAUUGCCAUCAGCGCUGGAGUGCCGGUGGUUCCUGGGACAGACGCUCCCAUCUCCUGUUUGCAGGAAGCUCAAGAGUUCUCCAACAGCUACGGAUUCCCCAUAAUCUUCAAGGCUGCGUAUGGUGGCGGGGGACGAGGAAUGAGGGUGGUCAGAGAGUAUGAGGAACUAGAAGAGAACUAUCAGCGGGCGUACUCUGAAGCCCUGGCAGCCUUUGGCAAUGGAGCUCUGUUUGUGGAGAAGUUCAUUGAGAAACCCAGACACAUCGAGGUGCAGAUCCUGGGAGAUAAAUAUGGCAAUGUCAUUCACUUGUACGAGAGGGACUGCUCCAUCCAAAGGAGACACCAGAAGGUGGUGGAGAUCGCACCGGCCACACAGCUGGACCCGCACCUCAGAGACAGACUCACUGCUGACUCGGUCAACCUCGCUCGACAGGUUGGUUAUGAGAACGCUGGCACAGUGGAAUUCCUGGUGGAUAAACACGGUAAACAUUACUUCAUCGAGGUCAACUCACGUCUGCAGGUGGAACACACUGUUACAGAGGAGAUCACAGAUGUGGAUCUGGUACACGCUCAGCUGAGAGUGUGUGAAGGUCGCAGUCUGACCGAGCUGGGACUGAAGCAGGACAAGAUACGGAUCAAUGGAUAUGCCAUCCAGUGCCGUGUGACCACAGAGGACCCGGCACGUGGCUUCCAGCCAGACACGGGAAGACUGGAGGUCUUUCGCAGUGGAGAGGGCAUGGGUAUCAGGCUGGACAGCGCGUCUGCCUUCCAGGGGGCCGUCAUCUCCCCUCAUUACGAUUCCCUCCUGGUGAAAGUCAUCGCCAGUGGAAAGGAUCUGCCGGCGGCCUCUGCCAAAAUGAGCCGAGCAUUAGCGGAGUUCCGCGUCCGUGGGGUCAAGACAAACAUCCCCUUCCUGCAGAAUGUGCUGAGCAAUAAUCAGUUCCUGAAUGGGACGGUGGAUACUCAGUUCAUCGACGAGAAUUCAGAUCUGUUCAAUCUCAAACCGGUGCAGAACCGAGCCCAGAAACUGCUCCACUACUUGGGGCAUGUUAUGGUGAACGGGCCGACUACUCCGAUACCUGUCAAGGCUAAGCCUUCCCCCAUCGAUCCGGUCAUCCCACCAGUACCCCUCGGUGAGCCACCAGUGGGUUUCAGGGAUGUGUUGUUGAGAGAGGGUCCAGAUGGUUUUGCGAAGGCGGUUCGUGCCCACCAGGGUCUGCUGCUUAUGGACACUACGUUCAGAGACGCCCACCAGUCCCUCCUGGCCACUCGCGUUCGCACUCACGACCUGAAACGCAUCGCACCGUUUGUGGCACACAGCUUCAACAACCUCUUCAGCGUGGAGAAUUGGGGCGGCGCUACGUUUGAUGUGGCAAUGCGUUUCCUGUGCGAGUGUCCCUGGAAAAGGCUGCAAGAGUUGAGGGCUCUGAUGCCAAAUGUGCCUUUUCAGAUGCUUCUGAGAGGUGCCAAUGCUGUUGGAUACACCAACUACCCGGAUAAUGCCGUCUUCAAGUUCUGUGAGGUGGCCAAAGAAAACGGUAUGGACAUCUUCCGUGUGUUCGACUCUCUAAACUAUCUCCCCAACAUGCUCUUGGGGAUGGAGGCAGCAGGUACAGCAGGGGGAGUGGUGGAGGCAGCCAUCUCGUACACUGGUGACGUUUCCGACCCCACGAGGCAGAAAUAUUCUCUAGACUACUACCUGAAACUAGCAGAUGAGCUGGUCAAGGCUGGAACACACAUCCUUUGCAUCAAGGACAUGGCUGGUCUCCUAAAACCAGACUCUGGCCGUUUGCUGGUCGGUGCACUGAGGGACCGUUUCCCUGAUGUGCCGAUCCAUGUGCACACUCACGAUACCGCAGGGGCUGGAGUGGCUGCCAUGCUGGCCUGCGCAGAAGCCGGAGCAGACAUUGUGGAUGUGGCGGUGGACUCCAUGGCGGGAAUGACAUCCCAACCCAGCAUGGGUGCCGUUGUGGCAUGUACUAAAGGCACCAAACUCAAUACUGGAAUCUCUCUCGAGAAGGUCUUUGACUACAGUGAGUAUUGGGAAGUGACCCGGGGCCUUUAUGCUCCGUUUGACUGCACUGCCACCAUGAAGUCUGGGAAUGCUGAUGUCUAUGAGAACGAGAUCCCAGGUGGCCAGUACACCAAUCUCCACUUUCAAGCACACAGUAUGGGGCUGGGCAACAAGUUUAAAGAGGUGAAGAAAUCCUACACGGAAGCCAACAAGCUGCUCGGUGACCUCAUCAAAGUGACGCCCUCCUCUAAGAUUGUGGGUGAUCUGGCGCAGUUCAUGGUGCAGAACUCUCUGACUCGGGCGGAGGUGGAGGAAAGGGCGGAUGAGCUGUCGUUCCCUCUAUCUGUGGUGGAAUUUCUGCAAGGACACAUCGGCAUCCCUCAUGGAGGCUUUCCAGAGCCCUUCAGGACAAAGGUUUUGAAGUCUCUUCCCCGUGUCGAAGGACGUCCUGGAGCCUCUCUGCCUGCCAUGGAUUUCCAGGCCUUGGAGAAGCAGCUGAAAGAUGCUCACGGUGACGAAAUCACUCCAGAGGAUGUGAUGUCAGCAGCCAUGUAUCCCAAAGUAUUUCAGGAGUUCAAGGAUUUUACUAGAACCUUUGGGCCUGUGGACUGUUUGGAUACCAGACUCUUCCUAGAUGGACCAAAAAUUGCUGAAGAGUUUGAGGUGGAGCUGGAGCGAGGAAAGACGCUUCACAUCAAGGCUCUGGCUCUUGGAGAUCUUAAUAAAGCGGGGCAGAGAGAGGUGUUCUUUGAGCUCAACGGUCAGCUGAGAUCUGUUCUGGUCAAAGACACAGUGGCCAUGAAGGAGAUGCAUUUCCACCCUAAAGCCCUAAAGGACGUUCGUGGUCAGAUUGGAGCCCCUAUGCCCGGUAAGGUGGUGGAAGUGAAAGUGAAGCAAGGGCAGAAAGUGGAGAAAGGACAGCCGCUCUGCGUGCUCAGCGCCAUGAAGAUGGAAACAGUGGUCAACUCUCCCAUCUCCGGCACCGUAGCCAAGAUCUACGUGACCGCCGACAGCACUCUUGAAGGAGAUGAUCUUAUUCUGGAGAUCACAGAGUAGAUAUCACGAAGGCCAACAGCAGGGAACAUAACACAUCCCCACUGCCAAUCCCUGCACGGCUAAACACACACACACGCACACAUGGAGCCUGACAGUAGAAGCUGUAGCAGUAGUACAAGCACAGAUUACAAAUUACAGAUAUUUUUACAGGAUCUCAAAGAACAACACACAAAUCUGCACAUGUCAAGUGUAAAUUCUUUGGCUUUAGUGUCAUGUGCUUUCGUGAUCUUCAAUUGCAUUUUUUAAUUAGUACGUGACGAGAAUGUGAGCUAGUGUUGUUUUGUUAACAGAAAUCUUUUAUUAGUAUUAAUGAAUGUAGUGGAAACUAAACGAUUUACAUUGAAAACAUAUAGAUAGCAAGCAAUAAAUAAAUGAAUGAGAGAAUGAGUCUUAAUUAGAUGCAUUCCUAGCUACAUUAAAUAUCGCACACAGAUGUUACAUCGCUUUCGUCAUGAUCGUUUACAUUAACUUAAAACAUUAAAACUGAAAAAAAAAAUCAUGUGCACAAUCCCUUACUGCUUAGUCUUAUGGCACAGAGUAUCUUACUUGAAUUACCAAGCAAUUCUUUUCAAGACAAAUUGUCACACAUACCCAAUGUUUUGACCAAUGGCCUUGCCUGCUUUGUUGCUAGGAAAAUAAGGGCAGGAAUGGAAUUGAUCUAGUCUCCAGAGUCUUCUACUUGAGUUUGUGUAAAGGUGGAGAACGGUUACCCAGGUGGUUUGGGCUGAAGAGAGCUCCAUUGAGGCCAACAGGGAUCGAUGGCUCUAUAUUCAAGAGCACUUACAGACUCCGGGGCGCAUUGAGUAAGAACGCAGGCUUUAGGGGAACGUCCUUUUUCCCAAGGCUCAUCUUGUGCUUGUGUUCCAAUUUCUUUCCUAAUGUGGAUUUAUUUCACUGUCCUGUUACAUUCCCCUUAGCUGCGGAUGCCUCAUGGCUGCUGUAGUGACACCGAAUGGCUGUAUUUCUCUAAUUUCCCUUGUUGAACACGAAUGAUAUAAUUCGUAACAGAUAAUGAGGUUUUAUUCAACAGCGUUCGAGUAAUUGAAAGCACUCAGCCUGAAAUCUACGAGACGCACGACUGUUGCGCCAAAAGAGGUCCGCCGGGGUGCGUCUCGAAUGGUUUGAACAGUCUCGACUCUAAGUAGACCAAUUCUUCAUGAGGACCAAUAGCCUGAAGCGUAGAUAUUUUCUUGUCGUUUAUCAUAACAUCCCAAGGAAGCGACUAGGGUGUCUUGUUUUAAUUGUGUGAUUCGUACAGACCCAUACUGUAAAUGAGCUGGGCGUCUCUUUAAAUAGAUGUUGGCAAUUACAAUGGAGCAAUUGUUCUUUAUAUGUGGAUGUUAAAGCACAAAACUUGGAUUUCAGGACAAUCCAUCUCAUCACCGCAGUCAUGUUUGAGAUGGAGAAACACAUUGUUUCUAUUGUUUCAGUUGUCACACAGA
Danio aesculapii is the source of this 5324-nucleotide messenger RNA. It is a transcript of the gene pcxa, whose product is annotated as pyruvate carboxylase a. The record is from RefSeq and is a predicted model, not a curated record. Lineage: Eukaryota; Metazoa; Chordata; Actinopteri; Cypriniformes; Danionidae. The coding region runs from base 337 to 3882 and encodes 1181 amino acids. Gene Ontology annotation, biological process: pyruvate metabolic process; gluconeogenesis. Gene Ontology annotation, molecular function: metal ion binding; ATP binding; pyruvate carboxylase activity. The transcript has 21 exons. Gene Ontology annotation, cellular component: cytoplasm.